AUGACUGGCAUUUUGAAGAAGUUCUUCAAGGGAAGACAUACUGUGAAAGAUUCAUUUCUGGAGAGAGAAGCGGAUGACAGAAGAGCAAGGAGAAGUAACAGUAGGGCUGCUCGGUUUGACCAACAGAGUGAACCAAGCCCAGCUGCCGCUUACCAUACGGAGACUCAACCUCGGUCGCACAGAGGGGCCCAAUCUUUUGCAGGUGCGAACUUGUCUGAUGAAGGCGACAGAUACGAAUAUUUCAAUAGAUCACUUGAAUUAAACAGAGUUCGAGAAGAGGUAUAUAUGGUUAUACAAUCUACCGUUCGUCUUUACUUCUUGCAGGAGUUAUCACGUAGGCGAAGGUCUUUUAAAAGUUGUCAUAGGAAACGAGGUAUCUCGGAAUAUCAAAACGAGAAUCAUCGACCGACUAGUUCUUUGCAUGAGCCAACACUGGACGAUACAGAGUCUGAUUCUUGGGCAAUAGAAAGAGAAAAAAGAAAUUAUGAAUUGGAAAGAAAAUUACAAGAAGAGCGUGUGAUCAUCAAAGAGUAUCGGGAACGUUUUAAGAUGGAACGAGACUUACGUGUCACGAAAGAAAUGGAGUUAAGAGAAUACCGUGAACGUUAUAAAAUGGAACGAGAGCUUUGUGCUGACAAAGACAGAGAGCUUCUGGCAGUGAAAGACGAAUUGAGAAGAGUAAAGAAGCAGAAGAAGAAGCUUGUGAAUAUUGUAAACAUUAUGCAGGCAAAGUUAAACUUUUCUGAGCAAAGUGGGGCAUACGAAGCCAUGUUUCCGGCACCAAAGUCAGAUGAUGUAGCUGGAGCUGGAGAAUCCCUUUGCGCGGAUAAAGCAACAAACGUUCCAGGAUCUUCUACAUUUAGCACAUCUACUCUGCAUAAUACUUCUGACUUUGCUGAUGAGACUAAAAAUUUUCGCAGGGUUACUUCUUUCGAUACUGAAGUCCCCAGGGACUUUGAUCCUACUGGUUUUACAACAGAUCCUGAGGAACAAGAACGGAUUACUCUUCGAAAUGAUAAUUUUCAUGACUUUUCGAUGAAUUCUGGUGCUGAAGAUAGUCGUCGGGUUCACAGCGAUUCCAAUCUUCAGAAAUUUAUCUGGUCAUUUAGCAUUUAA
Molecule: messenger RNA, 1116 nt
Organism: Enterobius vermicularis (human pinworm)
Lineage: Eukaryota; Metazoa; Nematoda; Chromadorea; Rhabditida; Oxyuridae
Source: the annotation of a GenBank genome assembly